Molecule: messenger RNA, 273 nt
Organism: Opisthorchis viverrini
Lineage: Eukaryota; Metazoa; Platyhelminthes; Trematoda; Opisthorchiida; Opisthorchiidae
Exons: 4
Coding region: 1-273 (90 amino acids)
Source: RefSeq, a predicted model, not a curated record
AUGUGCUGCACUAGGCCGCCUCAUGUUUCAGUCGCUACGAUAUUUGAAAUAUCGCGAUACAUGUAUAUCUUUGUAAUGUACUACUCAUUAGGUAGGUGCAGUCUCCGGGUUUUCGUCAAUCUGAGAACAUCACAAACGAGCGAUUCAUCUGGGCUCCAGAUCAACAAUCAGCUGAUCGAUAGUCAAUGUGACACGGUCUUCAAAAAAGUACACAAAUACCAGUGUUCCUCGGUGGUAGUCAAAGACGCAAGAAGCAGUAGGCGCAGUCCCUGA